Messenger RNA from Mytilus californianus (California mussel), 5778 nucleotides. Its product is annotated as sterile alpha motif domain-containing protein 9-like. The record is from RefSeq and is a predicted model, not a curated record. Gene Ontology annotation, biological process: regulation of apoptotic process. The transcript has 7 exons. Lineage: Eukaryota; Metazoa; Mollusca; Bivalvia; Mytilida; Mytilidae. Gene Ontology annotation, molecular function: protein binding. Bases 181 to 5556 code for a protein of 1791 amino acids. Gene Ontology annotation, cellular component: cytoplasm.
ACAUAAAUCAAUGCGCAACAUGUAUGCGUAUGAAAUAUUUGAAAAUGUGCGCCAUUCCUAACGCAACAUGAAGAAUAAAGUUCGGGUAAAUAAACUGAUGGCAGAUUUUUAGGAAAUCGAGGUGGAAGUUGAUAAAGAAAAAAAGGCCAUUGAAAUCCACCAAGGUUGUGAAUUAAAGCAAUGAAACGAUCCUUUAGAGCGGUGCUUCGGACACUAAGAAGUUAUUUGGUAAAAAAUCUUCAUGUGAAUGACGAGGUUGUUGAUGAAUUGCUUUCAUCUCUAGCAUUAAACGAAACAGACGCUGAGAUAAUUGAUCACGAAAAAAGUAACAGGGAUAAAAUAAAACGAAUAAUUCUUGCUUUAUCGCCAAAAGAUGAUACAACUUAUCACGCUUUUAAAGAAUGUUUGAAGAAAACCAAGAACAAUCAUGUUCUCAAGAAAAUAGAGGAAACAGAAUCUGUCUGCACUUCAGAAGUCGCAGAACAUACCGAAGCAACAAAACAAAUCUUACUCGAGUAUUUCAAAGCUGAUACCACAGAGACUUUUAUAUCUCUUUAUGAAAUACAGGACAUUUUGUUAAGUGAUCAGACUUCAAGAUGUCAUGAGGAAUUUGUCGAUGAUGUCCUUGAAACGGAAUGGCUUACUGACAUAGUCAGAUCUUUGUUUCCCGAAUCUCAAGAAGGCAUCGUUUCUACAAGUAGUCGCAGGAGUAAAAAGAAAAAGGGAAGAAAAAGAAAUAAAAGUUCCACAACCAAGACAGAAUUUGGUUUUUAUGGAAUAGGAUUCCUUUGUGGACCUGAUGAAGAAUAUGCCAGGCAGAGACAAGAGUCAGAAUCAAGCCAGUUCAGUGACACGGAGAAAGAUUAUGAUGAAUGCACGAACUACGCUAAACCAAAGUUGAUUGAUUUAUCAGUUCAUGAAUUUUAUCUCUGGUUGAAACAAGUAUUGGAAAAUCAUUGCAAUGAUUCAAAUGCAGCCGAGAAAUUUAAGGAUGAUGAUAUUGAUGGAUCAGUUUUUAACGAAAUAUCCGAUGCUGAACUUCGGGAGUAUCUUCCAAAACUUGGUCAGCGUAAAAAGGUACAAAUGAUGUGGGCAGAAUAUAUAGCAAAUAAAACAGAUCUGGAAGGGAACACUGUAGCAGAUAGGACAAAUACAGGAUGCAAGGCACCCGACGGGAAAAACAUAACUCAGUCAAUUCGCCCUUUUGACUGUCCAAACUCGUACAAGCAUAAAUAUUUGCAUGGUGCAUUUGUCCCCAUUAGUGAAGCACGAAGGGGUAAUCCACUGUGCCCAGUGCAUACAUAUCUUGGGGGGAAUAGAGGAACACUAUUAUCUACGAAAGAUACAACAGCUUUAGCAGUUGCAAUUGUAAAAUUUGGAUCUGCGUGCAUGAAUGAUAAAACAAAUGGCACAAUUCAUUUUGGAAUUGCAUGUAAUGGAGAAAUAAAAGGAUGUUCUGUGGAUUCAAAAGUGUUUGAACGAAGAGUAACCAAAUGUAUUAGAAAAUCUUUUUAUGAUGGUCAAAUAAGCAUAGCUUUGAAUUGCAUACGGCCACCACAGUUUAUUGAAGUCAUUGGAGAAAAUACUUCAAAUGAGUCUUUGUAUGUCAUUGAAGUUGAUGUAGUGUCCUCCACAAAGUUUGUUGAGGACUUUGCUUUUUUCUUAAAACCUGCUAAUGACGAUGAAUCUGAUAGUCAGCUGUACAGAUAUGAUAAAGAAAUGAAAUGUCUCAAACCUAGAGAAAUAGAUUUAUACAUGAAAGACGAAAAAAAUAAAUUAUAUCUUGCAAGAAAAGAGUUGGAGGAAAUUCAGUUAAAACAUCCAGAUGUGAAUUGCUUUCAAAGCCUGAAAGACUUUUUAUGUUGUGGUAACGAACAGUUUGAACAGUCAAUAUAUCCACUUCUUAUUUUGAACACUGUGAAUGAGCAUGAAAACGAAAAUUUCGAAUUUAUGAAACAUAUUCAGUGGCGAGCUGUCUUUGAUUUCAACAAGCACAUGGAAAACGGAAAUGUCCGGGAAUAUUUGGAAAAAAAUCAUGGAAUGGUGUUUAACGUAAAUUUUAUCGAGGAUUUUGACCCUAAGAAAAUGAAAGAAAGUACAAUGAAGCAGACAAUAGAAAACUUGAAAUCUACAUCAUUACCAAAUUGGAUAUACUGCAAUGGACCAACAAAAGAAUGCAGCUUUAUAGACGAUCCUACUCAGUGGAAAAUGGAACGGAGUGGUAGUUUCAGGAAAGCAAUCGAAUUUUAUGUAGACAAUAUACCGCAAGGUAGAGGUAGAGUUCUUAUCCCUUUAUUUUGCAACGAAAACAGCUUACUUGUCGAAGCGGCCGAAGAAUUUUUUAUUAAAUUUAGAAACAGUUGUUUGAUAAUAACUGAGAGUGAAACAAUGUCUUGCGGUUUAAGAGAAGAUUUGCAUAGACGAAAUGUUUUUACAUCCAAUUCUAACAUUGACAACUAUUUUUUGAUUGGCCUCCCUUGGAAGCAAGUAAAUGAAGCAGUUUUUCGCUUUUCACCAAAGACACCAAACCCUGAUGAUGUAGAAUUGCAACGUUCAACUGGAGUACCAUUAAGAGUGCCAAUAGUGUUUAAACGAGAAUUGUGUGAUCUAGGAAUACUUGCAUUUAAUGAAUGUUGUGCAAUAAGGCAAAUGGACGAUGAAACAAAAGAACAAUUUAGGAGGCUUAAUGGGGAGAACUUUUACAGGGGCAAUACAGUGUCUUGGCCUAAUUUUUAUUUCUCGGACCAGGUUUUACAGCGUUAUGUUCACACGAGACUCGUUGAAUAUAUACUGGAAGAAGCAAAAGCUCUGGGCAAUUUUAACCAGCCCGUUAGAGAAGUUGUAAUAUACCAUCAACCAGGUGCGGGAGGAAGCACAACAGGUAGGCACAUUUUAUGGACCUUGAAGGACAGGUUUCGUUGCUGUGUAGUUGAGAAUAUUACAAAACAGACUACUGCACAAAUAAAUCGCUUAAGAUUGUAUGGAGAAGACAACAUUAAUCAAAUAAAUCCAGUAAUUGUUUUACUUGAUAUUGACGACGAAGAAGCAGUAGCAAGAUUACACGACGAAUUAAAUGUAGAAAGUCGAAAGCACAAUUGUCAAGUUUACUGCGUUUUACUAAUUUGUUGUCGAGUGUCUGAAAUACCAUGGACAAAAAUACCUGCAAAGGUUUUUCUACAACAACGACUUACUGAUCAUGAAUUAGAUUGGUUCAAUGAGAAAUAUAAACAUAUGGUAGAAAUUCACAAAAACGAAAGAGGUUGUGACCCCAAUACACUACUGUCUUUUAACAUCAUGAAGGAAAAUUUCAAUAUGACAGCUAUUAGUAAAUAUGUCAAAACAUAUGUACAGGAUCCCUUAUUGACGAAGGAGCAUAAGUUCUUGCUUAAAUAUUUGUCAAUUCUAAAUCACUAUGACAUUAGAUUUCAACCAGUUCCUAUCAACUGCUUUGAUCCUAUAAUGGGUAAUUUGAAUUGGCCUCUUCAUUUGCCACAGUCUAUCAAAGUAUUAGUUAAUCCAGUUCCAGUACAUGGAGUUAGUGGAAUUAUACCUUGUAUAAGAAUAACAAACUAUUUGUUGUCCCUUCCUGUGCUAAAUGCGGUUUUAGAGCUUAGCAAAGAAUUGGAUUCGGAUGAGUUUAGCUUUACAAUAGGAGAAGUAGCAAAGGAAUUGUUGCAAUCGAAACUCAUCAACCAAUUUUCAGGAUCCGAGGUUAAUAAAAAGUUUGAAAGAAUUCUUGCAGACAUUGUUAAAAAACGGUCGUUUUCCCAUUCUGGAGAAAAACCAAAGCCCUUCAGUUUACUUAUUAUGACCCUAUUUGAUGCGAAGGAUUAUGAUUCAUCAAUAGACAUAAUUGAGAGAAUCUAUGAAAUUACUGACGAUCCAUUUGUAGCCCAACAACUAGCAAGAUUCCAUGCUGAAAUCGGUAACUGGGAAAAUGCGCACAAUGCUAUUGAGCAAGCAAUGAAACAGAAACAUGAUAAUGCAUAUCUUAAUCACACUUGUGGACAAAUAUAUAAAAUGCAAUUUGAAAUUAUCUGCAAAGAUACUACCAACUUCCAGGAGGACGAUAUAAUGCAUGCCCUCUGGAUAGCUCAGAAAUCACAGUUUUACUUCAGAGAGGCGCAACGAAUCACUAGAACUGAAAACAUAUCACCGCAAAAUCCAGCUGGAUUUGAUGGAGAGAUUCGACUUUCAAUUGAAUUACUAAAAACAUUUUGCAUUCCAGAUGUAGUAAAUAUAUGCCAAAGGCGAAUGCAUGCUAUGUCAAUAAAAAAAACUGCGAUGACCGACUGUGCUUGCAAAUUUGUUAACGGACUUGGCGAAAGUACUUUAAGCGCAAUAGAAUCCUUACAGACAGAGAUUUUCAGAAUGCAAGUAAACCCAUUUCAGCUGCAUAGUGACUAUGUGACAUCUCUUCUUGAAAAUAAGCAAAUACAACAGUACAAGAAAGAUUUUCACAAGUAUUUCAACAGAAGUAUGCGAAAACAGACACAUGAAAAACCACCAAUUUCUUCGUUCAUCGAUGCAACAGAGGCUAAAACUGAAACCCUUUCGAAUGUUGCUAAGAUUUACGAGUCUCGUUUUGGACUUGGUUCUAACCAUUCUAACCAACAAAAUAGAAUUUUUCUAGCUGCUUCUGUUGAAUUAGCUCUACGGGAUAUACCAAUUCAUCCAAAUCAUGCAUUACAAUUACUGAAAUGUAGCAGAUAUUUUUACGAAAAGUUAUCAAAUGUAAGUUUCACUUGUACAUUAGAGGCUCAUCUGAUGAUAGCAUUACUACACUGGCCAUUGGAAACAAAGGUACAGUUACGUGAAAGUCUUUGUUCGCAUUCAGUGCUGAUCAAUGUACUUGAAUCAUGGAAACAAAUAAUAGAUGAAAAACCAACAAAAACAAAAAAUGUUGAUAAAAUGAUCUGCUUUCUUUCAAAAGACGAUAAAUUUCCAUGUGUUAUAAGAGCAGACAAUAUCUCAAAGAGUAAUCUUUAUACCAUUUUAGGAACAGUGUGUUCAAACGGUUUUGAUAUUGAUAUCAAACCAUAUACCUUUCGUACUGAAAAUAUACCACCAAUUAGAAUUCAACUAUUGAAUCAGGUUAAGCUUUCUUCAAUGUGGAAUAAGCCUGCAGAAGUGUUUCUAGGCUUUGGCCUAUAUGGCCCAAAAGCAGAUUUACUUGACAAUGUUCCGACAAGUGCCAUAAGCAACUCACCUAGAAAUCGAAUAGAUCUGAAAAGUCCUUCCCCAAGCAGUAUCAAUGAAAAAUGUAUCAAAUCAAAGGAAAAGACACAAAAAGGAAACACAAAGGAACGAGGUAGAAAAAAACCACAACAACAAGUUGGUAGACACGCCGGAAACCGUUUUCCAUUUUUUACACGUGUACCAAAUGUUCCAACAAGUAUGGGACCACAAUAUGGAGUUCCAUUUCCUAUUUCACCUUUGUCGCCUACACCCUUGAGAUAUCAAAUGAAUCCUUUUAUGCACUCGCAACAGUCACAACAAGGAAAUAUGGGAAUUUUUCCAGGUCAAUCAAGGUAUUACAGACCAAGGCCACAAUAAGCGAGACUGCACAUUGAUAUACUGUAUAUAAGCUCUUGUAGCGUACAAAAAUAUUCAUAUUAGAAAUGUACAGUUAUGUGACUACAUCAAAACGAAACACAAAAUGCUUAUUUGUGAGAUUGUAUUUAUCAGGUUUAUUUUAUGUUUAAUUUUUUCCUCUCAUAUAUAAUAUAAAUUUGGCAAUAUUUCCAUCUUAAUAAAAUAACAUUUCAACAGCUCCUA